Molecule: messenger RNA, 1732 nt
Organism: Motacilla alba alba
Lineage: Eukaryota; Metazoa; Chordata; Aves; Passeriformes; Motacillidae
Gene: MATN1
Product: matrilin 1
Exons: 8
Coding region: 2-1483 (493 amino acids)
Molecular function (GO): calcium ion binding
Source: RefSeq, a predicted model, not a curated record
CAUGGCCAGGAUUUGCUGUGCCCUGCUGCUCUCGCUGCUGCUGCUCCUGCACAGCCCGGGCGCCUGCGGGGCCCCUCCGCAGCCCCGCGGCACCCUGUGCAGGACCAAGCCCACGGACCUGGUGUUCAUCAUCGACAGCUCUCGCAGCGUGCGGCCGCACGAGUUUGAGAAGAUCAAGGUGUUCGUGUCGCGCGUGAUCGAGGCGCUGGACGUGGGCCCCAAUGCCACCCGCGUGGGCGUCAUCAACUACGCCAGCGCCGUGCGCAGCGAGCUGUCCCUGCAGGGCCCCCAGAGCAAGGCAGCCCUGCUGCAGGCCGUGCGCAGGAUCCAGCCCCUCUCCACGGGCACCAUGACGGGCCUGGCCAUCCAGUUUGCCAUCAGCCGCGCCUUCAGCGCCACCGAGGGCGGCAGGGGCAGCGCGCCCAACUUCAAAAAGGUGGCCAUCGUGGUGACCGACGGCCGGCCCCAGGACGGGGUGCAGGACGUGUCCGCCCGGGCCAGGGCCGCGGGCAUCGAGAUCUUUGCCAUCGGCGUGGGCAGGGUGGACAUGGGCACGCUGAGGCAGAUGGCCAGCGAGCCCCUGGACGAGCACGUGGACUACGUGGAGAGCUACAGCGUCAUCGAGAAGCUGACCCACAAGUUCCAGGAGGCUUUCUGUGUGGUGUCUGACCUGUGUGCCACGGGGGACCACGACUGCGAGCAGGUGUGUGUCAGCGCCCCGGGGACCUACAGGUGUGCCUGCAGGGACGGCUUCAGCCUCAACAGUGAUGGCAAGACCUGCACUGCUUGCAAUGGUGGCUUGGGGUCUGCUCUGGAUCUUGUGUUCCUCAUCGAUGGCUCCAAGAGUGUGAGGCCUGAGAACUUCGAGCUGGUGAAGAAAUUCAUCAACCAAAUUGUGGAUUCGCUGGAGGUGUCGGACAAACAGGCCCAGGUCGGGCUGGUGCAGUACUCCAGCUCCGUCCGGCAGGAGUUCCCCCUGGGGCAGUUCAAGAGCAAGAAGGACAUCAAAGCAGCAGUGAAGAAAAUGUCCUACAUGGAGAAGGGGACCAUGACAGGCCAGGCUCUGAAGUACCUCGUUGACAGCUCCUUCUCCGUCAUCAACGGAGCCCGGCCCGGGGUCCCCAAGGUGGGGAUUGUCUUCACUGAUGGGCGCUCACAGGAUUAUAUCUCAGAUGCUGCCAAGAAAGCCAAGGACUCAGGAUUUCGGAUGUUUGCCGUGGGAGUGGGCAACGCCGUGGAGGACGAGCUGAGGGAGAUUGCCUCAGAACCCGUGGCUGAGCAUUAUUUCUACACUGCCGACUUCAGGACCAUCAGCAAGAUCGGGAAGAAGCUGCAGAUGAAGAUCUGUGUUGAGGAAGAUCCGUGUGAGUGCAAAUCCAUCGUGAAGUUCCAGACCAAAGUGGAGGAGCUCAUCAAUUCCUUGCAGCAGAAACUGGAAGCUGUGGCCAAAAGAAUCGAAGCCCUGGAGAACAAGAUCAUCUAAAACCCCACCCCAGCAGUUUUUCACCUCCUUCCCAAAGUAACAGAACCAGAACUGCUCCAUUUUUCAGGGAGGGCAGCUCAGCCCCAGAGCUCUGGGCAGCUUUUGUUAAGGUCUAGGCUACCUGCAUUUGUUUAAAAGGAAGAAUUAUUACAGUAGAGCAGACUUUGUAUAAAGGGCAGAGCACAGGGUGUGACUGAGAGUUAGACCAGGCUCACGUUUGCUGCAUCCUAUAGAGUGCAUAUAUUCAAA